UGCCCGAGAGAUAAAACCUGAACAGUGGCAGUGCGUUGGAGCAAUGGUGGGCAUUUGUUCUAGAAGCCUCACCAAAACCCUCGUCCUUAACCUCAAGCCUGCGAUCUCAGCCCUCCCACCAACUCUCUCUCCCUCCUUUUCUCGGCUUCAGGUUCGUUCGCUGAUCAUGGCCGACUCUGCUUUCAAGAAGAUUCAGAUUCAGAGAGACGACACUACAUUUGAUGCAUAUGUGGUUGGCAAAGAAGACGCUCCUGGCAUCGUUGUGCUUCAAGAGUGGUGGGGUGUUGACUUUGAGAUCAGGAAUCAUGCUUUGAAAGUUUCUCAAUUUGAUUCUGGCUAUAAAGCACUUAUCCCAGAUUUGUAUCGGGGAAAAGUUGGUUUAGAUGCUGCCGAGGCACAACAUUUGAUGGAUGGUCUUGACUGGCAAGGUGCUGUGAAGGAUAUUCGUGCUUCAGUUAACUGGCUCAAAGCAAAUGGUUCACAAAAGGUGGGUGUAACUGGAUUCUGCAUGGGCGGUGCUCUCUCUAUUGCUAGUUCUGUUUUAGUCCCUGAGGUUGAUGCUGUUGUAGCAUUCUAUGGAGUUCCUUCAUCAGAGCUUGCAGACCCUGCACACGCAAAGGCACCUGUUCAGGCUCAUUUUGGGGAGCUCGAUAGUUUUGUUGGCUUUUCAGAUGUAACGGCAGCUAAAGCAUUGGAGGAAAAGCUGAAGGCAUCAGGAGUUCCGUAUGAGGUACUUGUUUAUCCAAGAAAUGCACAUGCUUUUAUGAAUAAGUCUCCCGAGGGUGUGGAGAGGAGGAAAGGUAUGGGAUGGGCUGAUGAUGACGAAGCUGCAGUGGAGCUGGCUUGGUCUCGGUUCCGAUCAUGGAUGAGCCGUUUCUUAUCUCCCUAAGCAAUAUGUGUUGCACUGCCUAUCACAUUAAAGUUUCCUACCUUAAUAUAAUAAUCUGGUAUGCAGUCAAGAUAUGUUAGGUAUGCUGUUCUUACUCUUUGCAAAGUGUGUGCGGAUGUAACUUUAAAAAUUGCUUUCGUUGUGAUAUAUUACUACUGCAAAUAUUGUUCUGUCAGUAAAUGUUUGUCUUCUUAAGAAUAUUACUCCUUAGAUGCCGUGUAAACAAAGUUGGAAUAACUGGAUCGGACUACAAAGGAAUUCCUGUGUGAACGUAUGCCUCAAAUUUCAAGAA
Camellia sinensis is the source of this 1181-nucleotide messenger RNA. RefSeq names its product alpha/beta-Hydrolases superfamily protein. The record is from RefSeq and is a predicted model, not a curated record. Lineage: Eukaryota; Viridiplantae; Streptophyta; Magnoliopsida; Ericales; Theaceae. Gene Ontology annotation, molecular function: hydrolase activity.